Molecule: messenger RNA, 939 nt
Organism: Prorocentrum cordatum
Lineage: Eukaryota; Dinophyceae; Prorocentrales; Prorocentraceae
Source: the annotation of a GenBank genome assembly
AUGGCGGUGCCGGAUGCGCCAGAGUGUGGCUCGGAUGGCGAGGAGGAGGAGGAGGAGGAGGAGGAUAGCCAGGAGGAGGAGGGCGACACUUCGGAGGAGAGCUCGGGCGAGGCGCCUCCCCUGAACUGUGCUGACCGUGCGUCGCGCACCACGGCGGGCAAGAGUUCGAUCUGCCGCGAGGGGAAGGACAAGGAGGACGACCAGGCGUUCUGGGGCCACGCCGACUUCCAGGACGCGUCCUCCGACAGCGACGUCGAGUUUGCGGACGAGGCCCUGGAGGAGGAGGGCGACUCCUCCGACUCCGACUUCGACGCCGAGGAGGAGAACCAGGAGCAGGGCGCGCGGAGGGGGGAGGACGCCGCGGCCGAGCCCGAGGAGAGGGAGAGGAAGAAGACGCCGGUGCGGCCGUUCGCGCGGCUGCGACCCGGCGGUAGAGGCAACCGGCAGCCGCCUGUGCGGCCGGGCGGCGCCGCUGGGCGCGGGCGCGGGCGUGGGCGCGGGCGUGGGCGCGGGCGCGGGCGCGCCCCGCCGCCUCCGUCGGACCGCGCGAUUCGCGAGUCGACCCUGCGCAGGCGGGGCGAGACCGAGGCGCGCGUGCGGGAGGCCGCGAAGGUCGAAGAGCCCGGGAGGGCGCGGAAGCAGCCCCGGGUUGCUCGGCUGACGCAGCAGGAGAGGCUCGACGAGGCCGCUCGCACGGAGGCCAAGAACCUGCAGGAGCUCCAGGUCUUGCAGGGCAAGGAGGAGGACCUGCGUCAGCAGGCGCGGGGCCGCCGCCAGAGGAGGAAGCGCGAGGGCGCUCUUGUGCGCCUGGUGUCGCGGCUGGCCACUGGUGCGGAGGAGUGCAGCGGAUCUCUGAUCGGGGGUCGCGCAGGAGUUGUGAGCUACAUCCAGUUUGUCGGGUGCGACCCUCAGGCGCUGCUGCGAGAGCGCGGUGGAUAG